Molecule: messenger RNA, 2328 nt
Organism: Effrenium voratum
Lineage: Eukaryota; Dinophyceae; Suessiales; Symbiodiniaceae
Source: the annotation of a GenBank genome assembly
AUGCUGACAACGCUUGAUCUCCUGACGGCGAACGACACGCCGGGAUGCCACGCGCCUUCCUACUACGCUGCGACAGCAAAUGCGAUGACGGCUCACCCGCGGCUUGAUGAAACGCUGAACUGCCAGGUCUGCAUCGUCGGAGGAGGCUAUACCGGCCUGUCCGCUGCCCUUCAUUUGGCCGAGAAAGGGCUGGAUGUUGUUCUUCUGGAAGCAAACAGGAUUGGUUGGGGGGCUUCAGGGCGCAACGGCGGGCAGGUUGGAUCGGGUCAGCGUGUGGAGCAGACCGAGCUGGAGCAACGUCACGGACAGGCGCAUGCAAAACUCCUGUGGGGUCUGGCGGAAGAGUCAAAAGCCCUCGUCAGGGGGCUGAUUUCGCGUCAUGGCAUCGCCUGUGAUUACUCCCCUGGCAUUCUUCAUGCUGACCACCGAAAGUCAUAUGUCGAGGAGAGCCGUGACUAUGUCGAGCAUCUGCGGCUCGUUUAUGGCUAUGAGGACAUCCGGUUCGUCGAUGGUGACGAGAUAGGGCAACAUGUCGGCAGUCCGCGUUAUUUCGGCGGAUCGCUCGACCUGGGCGCCGGACAUCUUCAUCCACUGAACUUUGCGCUGGGGAUCGGCGGUGCCGCCCAGGCCGCCGGAGCGAAGAUUUUCGAAGAAACGAGGGUCACCGGGAUUGAUGGCAAGGGUAGCGGGCGGAUUACGGUCAGGACGGCAACGGGCGACGUCAAGGCCGACCACCUUAUCCUGGCAUGCAACGGCUAUCUCGGCCGCCUCGAUCGCCAGACGGCUGCUCACGUCAUGCCGAUCAACAACUACAUCGUGGCGACAGAACCUUUUUCCGAAGAAGAAGCAAAGCAGCUCAUUGGAAACAAUGCCGCCGUUGCCGACAGCAAGUUUGUCAUCAACUAUUUCCGUCUUUCCGCGGACCGCCGCCUCCUGUUCGGCGGUGGUGAAAAUUACGGUUACAGGUUUCCGGACGAUAUCAAGUCCUUUGUCCGUGCUCCCAUGCUGGAGAUAUUCCCGCAACUGAAAGAUGUCGGCAUUGACUAUGGCUGGGGAGGCACGUUGGCGAUAACGCCGAAACGCAUGCCCUAUUUUGCAAGGCUGGCCCCCAACAUGCUGACUGCGACGGGCUAUUCAGGGCACGGUGUCGCCAUGGCGACCCUUGGCGGACAGAUCCUGGCAGAGGCAGUAUCGGGGACCGCCGGUCGGUUCGAUGUUUUCGACAAGCUGGAAAUUCCCGCAUUUCCGGGCGGGGAUCGCAGCUAUUGGGAGGCAAGCGUCGACCACGUGCGUCAGGACCGGCAGCUGAUCGGCAAUGCGCAUUUUGAUGUCGCUGUUAUCGGGGCCGGUUACGCCGGUCUCAGCGCGGCGUUGAAGCUUGCAAAGAGGUUUGGGCUUGAUGAGGCGCGGAAAUUCGCCGCCUAUCAGGAUCUUGCAAGCCUGAAGGAAGAGGCGGCAUUCCUCAAGGAUAACUUCGGCAUCAGGACCCGCGUUCUUGGAAAGAGUGAACUGGAUUCGGAAGGGUAUGGCGGUCCGGAAUUCCAUGGUGGCCUGCAUAUGCCAUAUGGCUUUGCCCUCAAUCCGCUGAAGUAUCUACUCGCACUCGGUGAUCAAGUGCGGCAGGCUGGUGGUCGGAUCUUUGGCAAGUCACCGGUCACUGGUGUGAAUCAGGAUGGUGAGUGCUGGCGCCUGGAAACGGAGCAUGGAUACGUCAGGGCCAAAAAGAUCGUGCUGGCAGGCAACGGUUAUGCCCGUGAGACCGUGCCGAAAUGGUUGCAUGGCCGCACGUUGCCGGUCAUGUCAUCCAUCCAGGUAACGCGUCCGCUGAGCGAAGGAGAGCUGUCCGAUCAGGGAUGGACCGCGGACACGAUGGCUGCAGAUACAAGAAGACUGCUGCAUUAUUUUCGCCUGCUGCCCGACAGACGGUUCCUGUUUGGAACCCGCGGAGGGAUCUUCGAAAAGGCGCCCGCGCUGACAGCCAUGCAAAAGCGCGCCCGCAACGACUUUGAGACCAUGUUUCCGGCAUGGGCGCAUGUCGAGACGGAAUUUGCCUGGCACGGCAAUGUCUGUCUCGCGCGCAACCUGACGCCAUUCGUCGGGGAAGUCCCGCGCAUGGACGGCAUCUACGCGGCCAUGGGCUGGCAUGGCAGCGGAAUAGCGAUGGCGUCCCUAUCCGGUGAGAAGAUCGCCGGUCUGGUAACCGGCUCUCUGAGACGGGACGAUCUGCCGUCUCCUCUGCAAAUUCCGUUUCGAAAGUUCCCCUUGCCGGCCUUCCGAAAACUGUAUCUGCAAGGCGCCUACUGGAUUUACGGGUGGCUUGACCGGUAA